AUGGAUGCGCAUGCGACUGCUGCAAUCUUCAGUGGCCAAUGUGUCAAUCUCGAUGAAAUUGUGCUCUGCCACCUCUAUCGCGGUCUGUAUACUAUCGUGAACCGUGUCAAGGAGGCUCCAAGCGAAGGUAGCAUCCUCAGUGUUGGCCCUUUAUGGCUACUACAACUUUGGUUGCAUGCUUAUUUCCCAAUGACUCGCGGCCCUCUAUCAGCUCUUCAAACGGCAGUUCAAGAUACCACCAUGCUCACAUAUGGCCAUUGUUUGGCUAAAGCAGCUUCGCGAAAAGGGGAUUUUGCUAAUUAUUUCACCUUCUUUUAUGGGGUCAAAGGAAUCCCCAGCUUCACUCUUUUCGCGGAACGGAUAUUCGGCCCCGCUUCGUUCAAACUCGUUUUUGACGAGCCACCACCGCGAGGUGAUCCCGCUGUCGCUGCUUACCAUGAGUUCAUCGAGGAGCGCAAACGCUACCUAACAGCUCGGGACCUCCUCUUUGCCCCUACCGGCUCAGAAGUACUCAAUAUUGAGACGUACAACCCUCAACUUGCAGCUCGACAAUUCAACCUCGUUCAAGCAUGGCCUAUGUUACCUCCCCUGUCCUUGAAUUUUCCAGCAUUCCACACCCGCUCUUCGGAGCUUACCGCUGGACAAAUUAUGGAGGUACGAGGUUACCAAGAAUCUGCACAAUACUUUCCUCCUCAUAAAAACGUGGUGAAUAAAGUCUCGCCCCAGUUCAAGGAUGCAUGGAGUCCACUAGCAUCCCGCAUUUUCGGCAAGCCGUUAUCUGAUAUCCUCGCCCGGCUUGCUCCUGACCACGAUGGUGGUUCAACUACGUCAGCAUUCAAUACUCACUUGAAACGGCGAGCAGGUAUGAUCCUCGUCCUCGCACUCCUCUUUAUGCUUGUCGUGACAUUCAUAUUUUAA
Molecule: messenger RNA, 918 nt
Organism: Linum trigynum
Lineage: Eukaryota; Viridiplantae; Streptophyta; Magnoliopsida; Malpighiales; Linaceae
Source: the annotation of a GenBank genome assembly